Messenger RNA from Penicillium chermesinum, 1605 nucleotides. Its product is annotated as DUF5102 domain-containing protein. NCBI's taxonomy places the organism in Eukaryota, Fungi, Ascomycota, Eurotiomycetes, Eurotiales, Aspergillaceae. The record is from RefSeq and is a predicted model, not a curated record. The coding region runs from base 1 to 1605 and encodes 534 amino acids. The transcript has 4 exons.
AUGUCGGAGGCGGAUCCGUCCAAGCACCUGGAACCCCCAAGCAAGACUACCGAGCUGGAAGAUCCAGGAGCUCAGGAUAAUGGUUCGUUCCCAACCCACAGGCCCCUGAGCCUGACAAACCCCAGGCGACUGACCGAAAGCCUCUCACUCUUUAUAGCUUCCAGCAGCGAUGAAGAUCAUUUUUCCGAUGCGAGCGAAGGCCAGGACCCCCCCCAAAACAAGCCCCCCAGUCCGGCCACACCUCUCCUAGUAGAGCGGGUGGACGAUAGCACUCUGCAUGGUGAAUUACCAGGGACUACUGCAUAUGAGAAACGAGAACAGGACGCUGUACCAGACGAGAUAGAGGUUAUUCCAGAAGGGUCACAAAGCAGAUCUCAAUUCCAAGCGGGGUUACCAGAUCGACCUUUGACCCCGGGCGGCAAGCCAAUUCCAUAUACAAUGGUUGAAAAAGUCGACCCAGAUCAACCUAGCUACGGCGACGUUCCAGGAACAGAAGCAUACAACAAGCGCCAGGCUGAUGCUGUGCCCGAUAGCGUCAUGAAGGCAUCCGACUCCGAGAGCCAGCCGGUACUGCCUUCUCUGGACGACGCCUCUGCGGACAGCAACUCGGCGAGUCAAUCGAUUCCAGAGACUCGAAUCUCAAGAGUGGACACAGACCCCUCUCAAGAAGAGGAUGUUCCCUCACGACCGCGAGCUCAUCAACGGUCUCCGAGUGACGCUACUCCUGACGUUGUGGAAACAAUUUACGAUGCACCAUUAUCACCAAAGCUUGAGACCCCACAGGAAAUUAUAUCACGAGGAAGUGCUUUUGAAGAAGAGGUGGCGCCUGAGAAUGAGCAAAAUGCGGGCGAUGACUUUGAUGAAUUUGUCGAAGAGCAAGAUGACGAUUUUGGCGACUUUGAUGAUGGCUUCCAAGAUCCUAGCCCUGAAGUCGAAAGCGCUCAGCAGCCUCCUGCCCUCCCAUCCGUACCUGCACUCGUCGACUUUGACGUGUUCAAAACCACCUCCGACCUGAUCUCUGCCCUUCAAGGGACGCUCGACAACCUCCUUCCCAAUUCGCAAGACCUCGACUCCCUACCCCCAGUAGAACCAAUACCCGACUCCUCAGCAAUCUUCAGCACCGAACGCUCUCUCUCCCUCUGGUCCCAACUCGUAGCCCCUCCCCCCCUCCAACCUCAAAACUGGGUAAAAUCUCGCAUCCGUCGCCUCUUCCUUGUCUCCCUCGGCGUGCCUGCGCCGGCGCAAUCUCACCCAGCCGCUCGCGCAGCCAAGCGCCCAACGAAGGCGGCGCCACAACCCCCCUCAGGCCCAGCAACGACAGGGCCAGCUCCUACGCGCUCAAAGGGUCGUCGCGGUGCCGCCCAGCCCCCUGAGCUCGAUCUCUCUGCUGUUCGCCGUCUGUGUGCUACUACUGACGCUGCGCUGAGCGGACUGACUGAUGACGAGCUCAAGUCUCAUGUCCAUGAGCUGGAGGCUGUGACUCGGCGUGCGAGCGAACUGCUCGAGUACUGGCUGAAAAAGAGAGACGGGCUUGUGGGCGAGAAGGAGGCUUUUGAGGGUGUCAUUGAGAAUCUUGUUAGCCAUGUUCGGAGAGUUAGGAAGUAG